This is a messenger RNA of Pygoscelis adeliae (Adelie penguin), 975 nucleotides long. RefSeq names its product programmed cell death 1 ligand 2 (gene PDCD1LG2). Gene Ontology annotation, cellular component: external side of plasma membrane. The record is from RefSeq and is a predicted model, not a curated record. The coding region runs from base 1 to 975 and encodes 324 amino acids. Gene Ontology annotation, biological process: immune response; positive regulation of T cell proliferation; T cell costimulation. The transcript is spliced from 6 exons. Lineage: Eukaryota; Metazoa; Chordata; Aves; Sphenisciformes; Spheniscidae.
AUGUUCCAGAUCCUCGCAAUGCUGUUGCUGGAAACACAGGUCUAUGUGGCUUCAGGUGAGAGAGAAUUAUUUACAGUUGAAGUUCCUCAACAGCUAUACGUUGUGGAGUAUGGGAGCAACGUGACCAUGGAAUGCAGAUUUCCUGUGAACGGCUCGUUAAACCUAGGACUCCUGACAGUUGUUUGGGAGCAAAAAAGGCAGGGCCAGUCGAAAUCCAAAGAGGUGUACACACUCCGCAAUGGGAAGGCAUUCCCUCCAUCCCAACAUCACGAUUACAUAGGAAGAGCAGCACUUUUGCACAGUGAACUGAAAUUGGGACGAGCUAUCCUCCAGAUCACCAGCGUGAAGAUCACAGAUGCAGGAUCAUACCUUUGUCUCAUUGACUACCAGGGCGCGGACUACAAGUACAUUACUUUGGAAGUAAAAGCAUCCUACAAGAGAAUAAACACUCAAGUAAUGAGAAAACCAGGUGAAGACAAGUAUGUUUUUAUGUGCCAGUCAGAAGGCUUUCCUCUGGCAGAGGUUUUCUGGCGAAAAGAGAACUUGAAUCUCAGUGUAUCUGCAAAUACCACCUAUACGCUGACCACAGAUGGUCUCUACAAUGUGACCAGCAUCCUGACAUUCAAACCAAAUAUGAGUGAGAACUACAGCUGCGUGUUCUGGAAUAAAGAACUGAAUGGAGAAACUUCAGCUCGCAUUUCCACUUCAGCUUUAAUGAGCACACAGUAUAGAGGACAAAAAUCCCUGAUCUUAUUUAUCGUCCCCACAUGUGUGAUGGUAGCUGUCCUUCCCUCUGCACUAAUAAUCUUUCAAAAGAGAAAAUCAUUCAAGAAUGGCCAACCCAAAAAAGACAGGAAAAGAAAACUGAACCCUAACCUGAAAGAUGAGGACAGAGAUGAUUUUAACUCCCAAACCGAGGCUUUAUACUUGUCAACUGUCACAGCUUCAAGAGACAGUGGGAGUGUGGGUCUGUGA